AUGUCUUGCGAGUACCCCGUCGCGUGUGCAAACCUCAACCUCUUCGACGACGACGAAGCCCGGUGGCGGGCGGUGCAGACGCGCGACGGCCUAGCAGACGGCUUCUUCGUCUACGCCGUCAGGACGACAAAGGUGUACUGCCGGCCCAUCUGCAAGGCCCGCCUGGCCCGCCGGUCCAACGUCCGCUUCUACGCGACGGGGGCGCAGGCGCAGGCGGCCGGGUUCAGGGCGUGCAAGCGCUGCCGGCCCGAAAUGGAGGGCUUCAUGCCCGAGGAGCGCGCCGUCCGGCGGAUCCGCGCGUUUGUCCUGGAGCGGGCUGGCACGGCGGCGGGCGAGCAGGGCUUGAGCCUGAGCCAGAUGGCUGGGAGGUCGGGGCUGUCCAAGUGGCACUUUCACAGGGUGUUCAAGAGGACCGUGGGCGUGACGCCGUUUGAGUACCUGCGCAACGAGAGGGCUGCCUGGGGGGGAAGCGCGACGGGGGAUGGCGAGGGAGUGUGGGAUGGGGAGCAGGCUGCGAUGGCCGGGGCGUUGGGCUUGGACGACUUCAAUCUUUGGACCGUGGGCACCGUGGGCUCCUUGGGCUUGGAGACGGACGGUUCUGGCGAGAGCGCGAGUGCGAGUCUGGGGCUGGAGCUGGAUGAUUUGUUGGUUUGGCCGGAUGAGGCGACGGGGUGA
This is a messenger RNA of Metarhizium robertsii ARSEF 23, 675 nucleotides long. Its product is annotated as Helix-turn-helix, AraC type, DNA binding protein. The transcript has a single exon. The record is from RefSeq and is a predicted model, not a curated record. Gene Ontology annotation, biological process: regulation of DNA-templated transcription; DNA repair. Gene Ontology annotation, molecular function: DNA-binding transcription factor activity; methyltransferase activity; zinc ion binding. Lineage: Eukaryota; Fungi; Ascomycota; Sordariomycetes; Hypocreales; Clavicipitaceae. The coding region runs from base 1 to 675 and encodes 224 amino acids.